This is a messenger RNA of Pogonomyrmex barbatus (red harvester ant), 1356 nucleotides long. Its product is annotated as 3-ketoacyl-CoA thiolase, mitochondrial-like. The record is from RefSeq and is a predicted model, not a curated record. NCBI's taxonomy places the organism in Eukaryota, Metazoa, Arthropoda, Insecta, Hymenoptera, Formicidae.
AUGCACUUAACACAGUACAUUUAUAUUUUUAUUGUUGCUGCAAAGCGCACCCGAUUUGGCACAAUGGGGGGCAUGUUUGUAAACAAAAGUGCAACUGACUUAGGAAUCCUUGCGUCAACUGCUGCAAUCCAAGCAAUGGGUCUAAAACCAGAGAAGAUUGAUAGUGUUGUAUUUGGACAUGUCAUACCGGGAUCGUCACCCGAUGGAAGUUUCUUGGCAAGACAUAUUUUAUUGAAAUCAGCGAUUCCAUUAGAAAAGUUGGCAUUUGCUGUUAAUAGAUUGUGUGGUUCUGGAUUCCAAGCAAUUGUUAGCGGAGCUCAGAACAUUCUAGUGGGAGAAUCAAAGAUUAUCUCAACAGGUGGUGCGGAAAAUAUGAGUCAAGCUCCUUUUAGAGUGAGAAACAUUCGUUAUGGCACUGUCUUGGGCCAAAAAUAUGAAUUCGAGGACUUUAUCUGGACUGGAUUAUUCGACACCUACUGCAAUUUAUCCAUGGGUUUAACUGCGGAAAAACUCGGUGCUCAAUACAAAUUAAAGAGAGAAGAAGUUGAUCAAUUUGCUUUGAGUAAUCAGCAACGUUGGAAAGCUGAUUACUAUAUUACAACCAAUGACGCAGGUUAUUUUAAAGACGAAAUAACACCUGUGCAAGUAAAAAUUAAGAAACAAGAUACAACUAUUAGUGUAGAUGAGCAUCCACGUCCACAAUCGACAUUAGAGACACUCAGUAAAUUGAAACCAGUUUUCCAGAAAGAUGGAUUAAUCACAGCUGGUUCUGAAUCGGGUAUCUGCGACGGUGCAAGUGCUGUUAUUUUAGCUAGUAAAGAAGCUGUUAAGGCAGAAGGUUUGAAACCAUUAGCACGUUUAGUGGGAUAUAGCGUUGUCGGCGUAGAACCAAGUAUUAUGGGAAUUGGUCCUGCGCCAGCAGUCAAGAACUUGCUUAAAAUGACGGGCAAAACACUUGAUGAUAUAGAACUGGUCGAGAUCGUCGAGGAAUUUGGCGCUCAAACUUUAGCGUGUGCAAAGGAGCUUAAUCUGGAUCUAAAUAAACUGAAUGUAAACGGUGAUGCUAUUGCUGUAGGACACCCAUUGGCCGCUUCCGGUAGGAUCACUGCUCACUUGGUACAUGAAUUUAGAAGACGGAAGGCUAAAAAAUUCGGUAUCGGUUCCGCUUGCAUUGGUGGUGGCCAAGGUAUCGCUGUGAUGGUGGAAGCGCUAUAAUCAACUGAGAAAUAAAGCUACUUAAUUUUUUAAAGAUUUAAUAUUUUACUUAUUAUACUUAACAUUUUAACAUACAGCCAGAAUAACUGGAAAAUGAUAAGACUGAUAUUGUAAAAUAUAUAAAACUGAUAUUGUACAAUU